CACAGUCGACCUCCUCAUUUCUCAGACUCUCAGAAGAAGCAGAAGUCUGAAGCAGACAUGAGGCUGGUGUGCUGGGCUGCAGCUCAGCGUCUCCUGCUGCUCGUCCUGGUUCUUGUGACUUUCCUUCACGUCAGAGCAGAGCAGCAUCAAACCAGAGAGAGACAUUAUUACAUCGCUGCUGUCGAGCUCGACUGGAAAUACUGGGACAGUGACGCACACAGGUUUGGUCCCACCUAUAAGAAAGUGGUGUUUCGGGAGUAUGAUGAAGGCUUCAGGCAGGCGAAGACUCAUCCCACCUGGUUAGGUCUUCUUGGACCCACGCUGAGGGCCGAGGAGGGCGAGACCAUUGUCGUCACUUUCAGGAACAUGGCCACCGGAGCUCACAGCCUCCACCCACACGGGGUCGCUUACGGGAAACAGUCCGAGGGCGCUCACUACUUUGACAACACGUCACAGAAGGAGAAAGAGGACGACAUCGUGCAGCCGGGCGGCGAACACGUCUAUUACUGGGAGGUGACGUCGGCUGUCGCGCCGCAGAAAAGUGACCCCGCCUGUCUGACCUACACCUACGUCUCACACCAGGACGUCGUCCAGGACUACAACUCAGGUCUCAUCGGGACUUUGCUCAUCUGCAAGCGCGGCAGCCUGGACGAGGACAGGAAGCAGAUCAACGUCCACCACGAGUACGUGUUCCUGUUCGGGAUCUUUGACGAGAAAGAGAGCAGAUACAAAGUCGCGAGCGGACACGCGACGGACGACCACGUCAAACACACCAUCAACGGAUACACACACGGAUCACUUCCUGACGUCAGCGUGUGCGCUCACGCCUCCGUCAGCAUCCACCUGGUGGCCAUGAGCUCGGAGGCCGAGGUGUUCUCGGUGCACAUGAACGGUCAGGUUCUGCAGCAGAACGGACGCAAGAUGUCCUCCGUGGGUCUCAUCAGCGGCUCCACCGCCACCGCCAGCAUGGUGGCCGUUCACCCGGGUCGCUGGAUGCUGUCCUCACACACCAGCAAACACAUCGAAGCUGGUAUGCACGCGUUCGUGGACGUGAAGUCGUGCGAUGACUUUGAGGCGCCGCGGCGACGCAUGACGAUGGCACAGAAGAGAGAGAGCAGGCAGUGGCAGUAUUUCAUCGCUGCCGAGGAGAUAUUCUGGGAUUACGCUCCAAAUAUGCCUCAACACAUUGAUGAGGACUUCAAGCACCUCUACUUGAAACAGUCGCCAACACGGAUAGGACAGAGGUACAAGAAGGCCGUGUACACGAUGUACAAGAACGAGUCGUUCACCGAGAGGAUGGAGACAAAGCAGAGGAAGAACGAGCUCGGGAUCCUGGGCCCCGUGAUCAGAGCACAAAUCAGAGACGUCAUCACGAUUGUUUUUAAAAACAUGGCGUCCCGGCCUUACAGCAUCUACCCACAUGGCCUCACAAUAGAGAAGUCAGAGGAGGGAGUCAACUACCCAGAAGGAGGCAACCACUCUCAUGGCGUUCAGCCGGGGGAGACAUACACAUACGUGUGGAGAGUGGUGGAAGAGGAUGAGCCUUUGGAGGGAGACUCGCGGUGUCUGACAAGGAUGUACCACAGUGCUGUGGACACACCGCGAGACAUCGCAUCAGGACUGAUCGGACCGAUCCUCAUCUGCAAGAGUCAGUCUCUGAACGUCAGGAACGUGCAGCUGAAAGCAGACAAAGAACAGCACGCUAUGUUUGCUGUGUUUGAUGAAAACAAGAGCUGGUACCUGGAUUACAACAUUCGCCACUUUAGUGAUCCGACCAAAGUCAACAAGGCAAACCCAGACUUCUACAAGUCCAAUGUCAUGCACACAAUUAAUGGUUAUGCUUUCGAGAGCGGCGAACUCUUGGGUUUCUGCAAAGGUGAGAUAGCAACGUGGCACUUGUCGAGCGUUGGAGCGCAGGACUACAUCCAGACUGCGACGUUCUACGGCCAUCCGUUUGAGCUGAAUGAGCGGACCGAGGACUUUCUAAGCCUCUACCCCAUGACCGGAGAAACCAUCACGAUGGCCAUGGACAACAUUGGUGUCUGGCUCAUGGCUUCCCUGAAUUCCCAUGAAACAACCAAAGGGAUGCGUUUGAAGUUUCAGGACGUUGAAUGUUUUCGGGACUCCGUGUACGAGUAUGACGAUGAACCAGCAACAGUCAGAGAAUUUACAGUGUGGAAGCCUCCGACCUUGGAUGACAUCAUCAAGGAAGACCAAGCGACUCCGGAACCUGAAACAGGAGCAAAAGGAGCAACAACAGCUAUAGAUGAUUACACAGACCAGUGGGCAGCUCAAUGGGGCAUCAGGUCCCUGAAGAACCAAUCUGUGAACUCAGACAUGGAGAAGCUGGACCUCUCUUUUCUUGACUAUGAUGCUGUGGAUGUGCCAGAUGAAGCCACCAAUGUUACGCUACCGAAACAAGAAGCCACCAAUGUUACGAUACCGAAACAAGAAGCCACCAAUGUUACGCUACCGAAACAAGAGGCCACCAAUCUUACGCUACCAAAACAAAAGGCCACCAAUGUUACGCUACCAAAACAAAAGGCCACCAAUGUUACGAUACCAAAACAAGGAGCCACCAAUGUUACGAUACCGAAACAAGAAGCCACCAAUGUUACGAUACCGAAACAAGGAGCCACCAAUGUUACGAUACCAAAACAAGGAGCCACCAAUGUUACGCUACCGAAACAAGAAGCCACCAAUGUUACGAUACCGAAACAAGAAGCCACCAAUGUUACGCUACCGAAACAAGAAGCCACCAAUGUUACGCUACCGAAACAAGAGGCCACCAAUCUUACGCUACCAAAACAAAAGGCCACCAAUGUUACGCUACCAAAACAAAAGGCCACCAAUGUUACGAUACCAAAACAAGGAGCCACCAAUGUUACGAUACCGAAACAAGAAGCCACCAAUGUUACGAUACCGAAACAAGGAGCCACCAAUGUUACGAUACCAAAACAAGGAGCCACCAAUGUUACGAUACCGAAACAAGAAGCCACCAAUGUUACGAUACCGAAACAAGGAGCCACCAAUGUUACAGUACCAAAACAAGGAGCCCCCAAUGUUACAAUACUGAAACAAGAAGCCACCAAUGUUACGCUACCAAAACAAGAAGCCACCAAUCUUACACUUCCAAAACAAGAGCCCACCAAUGUUACGGUAAAUUUGCAAGGAAUUGCUAAUGUUACAGUAUUGUUAGCCGGAAAUGCAACUUCCCACUUGGAGACUGAGAAAAUCAACAUAACCGUGACUGGAGAUAACCAGACAUCUGUGGACACAAUAAUGACAGAAGACUCAGAGAAUGGACUCACCAGAGGAGAUGUGUUCUCAUACUCUCCACCUCUAUCCAAUUACAGCACCAGCAGUCCCAACAAUUUAACUGAGGGCAAUGUGUCUGUUUCCACUUCAGCAAUUAAACAUGUGAAUGUGUCAGUAAAUGCAACUAACCAUUCAUUGUCCAUGCCAGAGAUUAGAGGGAUUAACAGAACAAGCAGAUACAACCUGACCAUCCUUGAGGUGGAGAAGAAAGACAACAUAACCAGGGAGAACAUCACAGCUCCUGCAGAAAGCUUCUCCAAUACGACUCUGGAUUUGUCUAACCUGACCGUCUCCAGCAGUGGCGUAAACACAGAAAGUUCUGAGGAGCUCAGUUCGGAGAGAAGUGAGGAAGUGCUCAUCUACCUCAAAGAAAACAACGCAGAAGUGAUAAAAACCACCUCGGUCAAAAUACAAGGUCACAACUGGACUUAUGAUGGAGCUCACCAAAUGGAGCCCAUGGAGAUUCCUGACCACAUGGUGAAAUAUUUUGAGAAACAAGCCCCUCAAACAACACCAGCUCCAAAAAGGAAGCUCAAGAAGGUGAACUUGCGACACAAGCCCCAGAUUGGUGAAGGCAUGAAAACAAGGAGGAGGAAGGUCUACAAGCCUCAGGUCAGGAGCGGUUUACCGUUCUCUCCUCGUGGAUUCAAUCCGGCCGUGACCCCGCGUGGGGCACGACCCAACAUCCCACAGCCUGUAUCCGAUGAGGAUGAGCUCAUCAACGUGCCUGUGGUCAUCGGUGUGCCCCGGCCGGAUUUCAGUGACUAUGAGCUGUAUGUUCCUGGGGAUGAACCAAGUCAUCUAGGGCUGGAUGAGGAAAACUUGAAAGCAAAUGAAUAUGAAUAUGUGACCUACAAAGAUCCCUACAGCAGCCAUGAGGACUUAAAGGGUCUGAGUCUGGAUGAGACAACAAAAUUCUACCUUAAGGAUUUAGGCCCAAACGUGAAGACGUAUUACAUCUCAGCAGAAGAGGUUGAGUGGGACUAUGCUGGCUACGGACAAAAGAGGCAGGACAAAAUGCAACAAAACACCCAAAAAACAUCGUUCACCAAGGUGGUUUUCCGGGGUUACAUGGACAGUAGUUUCAGAACACCAGACAUCCGUGGAGAGAUGAAUGAGCAUCUCGGCAUCCUGGGACCAGUCAUCAAGGCAGAGGUUGGACAAAGCAUCAUGGUGGUGUUCAGGAACAAUGCCAACAGGCCGUACUCCGUUCACCCAAAUGGGGUUGCCUACACCAAGCGGACAGAAGGUCUCUCUUAUGAGGACGGAUCCACAUACUGGUACAAAUUUGAUGAUGAGGUUCAACCAAAUACCACCUUCACAUAUCUGUGGAAGGUCGAUGCAAAGGUCGGCCCAUUGCCAGAUGAGUCUGACUGUCGGACCUGGGCUUACUACUCAGGUGUUAAUCCUGAAAAGGACAUUCACUCUGGUUUGAUUGGGCCUUUGCUGGUGUGUCGGAAAGGAACCCUGGACAGGAAUUUACCAGAUGUGCGGGAGUUCAUGCUGCUUUUCAUGACCUUUGAUGAGUCGCAGAGCUGGUACUUUGAGCAGAACAUCGAGAUAAUGCGGAGGAAAAGCCGUCGAAGGAUCAUGGUACCACGUGCCAAGGACGACUACAAGUUCCACUCCAUCAACGGUAUCAUAUACAACCUGAAGGGCCUGAGGAUGUACACUAACCAGCUGGCACGCUGGCACCUGAUCAACAUGGGUGGUCCCAAGGAUUUCCACAGUGUCCACUUCCACGGACAGACGUUCCUCCACAAGCAGACCACGAGCCACAGACAAGCUGUGUUCCCACUGUUGCCUGGGACCUUUGCUACUCUGGAGAUGUAUCCGUCCAGACCUGGCCUGUGGCAACUGGAGACAGAGGUUGGUUUCAACCAGAAAAAGGGCAUGCAGACACUCUUCCUGGUUCUAGAUAAUGACUGUUACCAUCCACUGGGUCUCCAAUCGGGCAGCGUGAAAGAUGACCAGAUCACAGCCAUCAACACCAGAGGAUACUGGGAGCCCCAUCUUGCCAGAUUGAACAAUCUGGGUAAAUACAACGCAUGGAGCAUGGACCAGAAGCACAGCUGGAUCCAGGUGGACUUCCAGCGGCCGGUUGUGAUCAGUCAGGUGGCCACGCAGGGAGCCAAGCAGAUUUUCAGUUACCAGUAUGUGGUCAAGUACCUGAUCUCCUACAGCACGGACCGCCGCAAGUGGAUCUUCUAUAAGGGUGACAGCAAGGACCUCCGAAAGGUGUUCACUGGGAACAGGGAAGCCUACGAGACCAAGAAAAAUACCUUCUUUCCUCCAAUAAUUGCACGCUUUGUCAGGCUCCACCCCACCGAAUGGUACAACAAAGCCACAGUUCGCAUGGAGUUCUACGGCUGUGAGCUCGAUGGCUGCUCGGUUCCUCUGGGGAUAGAGAACGGACUCAUCGAAGACCAUCGUAUAACUGCAAGCUCUGCGGCCUCCAGCUGGUACUCUGGACCCUGGAAACCGUCCCUGGCGCGGCUCGAUAUGCAGGGCUCCGUCAACGCAUGGCAGGCUAAGCACAGUGACAGGAACCAGUGGCUGCAGGUGGAACUGCCUCACGUGCAGAAGAUCACAGGUAUAAUAACGCAGGGAGCCAAGUCUCUGGGCAAAGAGAUGUACGUCAUGUCGUACUCUCUGCAGUACAGCGACAACGGCGCUCACUGGACCCAGUACACGGACGACGACGAGCUCCCGUUCAAGACGUUCCCUGGAAACACGGACAACAACAUGCACGUGAAGAACUACAUCUACCCGCCCAUUUUCUCUCGCUUCAUCCGCAUCAUGCCCAUCAGCUGGAUGAACUCCAUCACCAUGAGAGUAGAACUGCUGGGCUGUGAAUUUGAGUGACACACACACACACACACACACGUCUGUACUGAAUAAUCCAUGUCAGGUCAACCAUACAAAAGAAAACAUAAUACAUAAUAAUGUGUAAGUGUAUGUGUAUGUGUCAUUUAUAUAAAGGAUGCUGUUCGAUAAAUGAGGAAAUAUCAUUUUAUUUCUUGCCAGAUUUAAUUGUAACCAAACAGAAUUAGAAAAAUAAACACAAUUACAUACAUUUUACUUUAUUUUAUUUUUUUAAAAGGAUUAUUUAGAAAACACUGAAUCAUGCCAUAAACGAUAAACAUAAAAGUGAUAGUUCAGGUUUAAGUUUGGCUUUUCAUCCUACGUCAACUGGGAUUGGCUGAAUCUACGUCAGUUUAAGUCUACGAUGUCUUUAAGAACACGUCCACGUCUUUAUCUCACUGUGAGACAGACUUUUACAACAGGAAACUGACGUUUGUAAACCACUCACUCUCCCACACCAAAUCCCAGAGAGAAAAUCACUGAUUUUAGCUGACGGGGACACAGGAGCUGCUGGUCCUCUGUUGCCUCGUGUGGUCACUUUGUGUCACUGAGGAAUGUCUAAUUUAAAUAUUUCAAAAGCUGAAUUUUACAAAAUCAGACAUUAGAACUUAGUGAUGGAGGCAGCAGUGGAUCAACGACUCCUGUGUGUGUGUGUGACGUUAAAAUCACUGAUUUCCUCUAGGAGGUUUGGUGUGAGUUAUCAGGUGAGUCUGUCUUAUGCUUGUUCUCAGCAGCAGGGGGCGCCGUUGACCUUUGCGAUGUGUUUAAAUAAGAAAGGUCACACAUAUUUAUAGUGGAGUCAGAACUUUCUCUUCACUCUCAUGGAAAUGUUUGAUAAAAACCUGUUUUUGAGUUUAUUUUUGAAGAUGUUUAACGUUUUGUGUCUGAAAUAAGUCAAGAAGUAGAAAUGACUGUAAAUAUAAAAUAUAUAAAGUAGAGUUUUAUGUCAUUUAUUUUGCAAUAAAUAUGAAUCCUAUAUUCUUA
Molecule: messenger RNA, 7167 nt
Organism: Solea solea (common sole)
Lineage: Eukaryota; Metazoa; Chordata; Actinopteri; Pleuronectiformes; Soleidae
Gene: f5
Product: coagulation factor V
Exons: 26
Coding region: 58-6183 (2041 amino acids)
Molecular function (GO): oxidoreductase activity; copper ion binding
Source: RefSeq, a predicted model, not a curated record